GUCCUUGAUCGACGUACUCAUUGCACAUUGUGCGACACCUUCUGACGCAGGAACAUCAUACACGGAAGCGGAUCUCGAAGGAAAGGCGUUGUCGUCAAUCAUCUUCAUGCAUUAUAAUAACGUAAGUUGCUUUAAGGAUUCUCUCCUUUGCGAAUUUAUCUCGUCUUUGAAUAUCGUCAAAUCCGACAUCACUCGAGGUGUUGAGAAGAAACUCCAGCAGCCAACAGGCUGAUGAAGAAUGCAAUUUGUUCUUGCGUAAGAUUUUUUUGUUUGUCGCAGACAACGAAGUUACUCCAUUGUCAACUAGAUAAUAUCUGAGAAUAAAACAUUGCGAAGCUAUGACAUGACCACAUUAGGCAGCUCUAAAAUCUCCUUCAAAAGAGAGGUCCACCCAUUGUUCGAUCUACAAGUGGGCCUAAUGCAUACGUUUGUGACAGUCGUUGCCCACCCAAAAGGUUUUGUCUCUCGCUAGUUGGGUCGCUAUUGUUUAUUCUAACCGUACCUGUAAGUGAAGUGGAGGACUCUGAUCUGUCCGCAUGUUCCUGGCUCACCAAAAGCCGUCCGCUUAGUACACCCCAACACCCCGUUUCCUCAUAUUACUUUUGUCACUUAUGCAAUUGCGGCAUUUCAUUGAGAACAGUACAGCAGUGACAGUCUUAGCUGAACGAAGUGUUCACCAUUCUGUUUGGGACCAACGGGGUCGUGGGACUUUGUCCACAACCGCUGACCCCAGGGUCUCGUCCUCCUCCUCCAUUCAUGGACCGAGCAUCGCUUGGGAAUCUCGGGCCGGGUUGGAAUCCUCCAGCUGCAGGUUCGCUGGGAAGAGAGCGAUGGGCGCCCUCUCACUUUUUGGCGUCUGAGGCAGGUUGGCCACAUAUCUAGAGUGCAGUCCUCUUUGUUUGUCCGCUAAUGGCGAAGGAGUCCACGAAGGGACAGGGCAAGCAUGAAUGAAUGGUAUCAUAUACCGCCGAACAAAGCGAUCUGAUGCAUUGCUGCCAACAAUCAGACUGAUGGAAGAGUCAUUCGAAGGCAGGCGAGGAGAUAAAAGUAGGAUCCCAGAGAUGCAAGACUCCAAAUAUAUCAUAUUCUUCCGAGAGAAAGUUCCAGUAAUUAGCGGACUAGAAUGGCAAGUUAGGGCUUCAUAUCCAGCACCUGAUCUUGUAUACUUCCAGCCACGGAAUGAAUGGUGAGUCACCUACGGUAGUCAAGGGACAGACUGACAAAUUUGAACUGAAGCUGAUCGACCAUAAAGCGCUAGCAAAUGUUGUCAGCCUGAGUUGAACACUUCAAUAUGUGAGCAGUUUUGAGUGAAAAGUGAUUUCAUAGAGAUGAUAUGGGCAUUUAACUCCACACGUAUUAUUCAUAUAGUGUGUGACUUGCUGUUUCAACUGUUUCAGGAAUCAAUAUGGUCUAUGAAAAGGUUAGUGUGGUGUCCUCACACCGCUGUCAUGACAACAUAAGACGAAAUUCCACCUUUAUCUUUUAAAAAACUCAGUAUCAAUAUUCCUCUUUCCUGUUGUUUGUGCAUAGGCAGUAACAUCCCCGGUGGAAUGUAUUUGAGAACCAUUGAACCUCCGCACAAUCUCGUCCACUACUACUUAAUAUGCUUAGACAAAGUGCGAGAGUUCACACUGACCACGAGAUGGUGUACUAGAUAAAAUUUUACACACCACUAUUUACAGUUGCCUUUGUAAUUGAC
Molecule: messenger RNA, 1699 nt
Organism: Marchantia polymorpha subsp. ruderalis
Lineage: Eukaryota; Viridiplantae; Streptophyta; Marchantiopsida; Marchantiales; Marchantiaceae
Source: the annotation of a GenBank genome assembly